Molecule: messenger RNA, 800 nt
Organism: Papaver somniferum (opium poppy)
Lineage: Eukaryota; Viridiplantae; Streptophyta; Magnoliopsida; Ranunculales; Papaveraceae
Product: pentatricopeptide repeat-containing protein At1g63330-like
Exons: 1
Coding region: 24-800 (258 amino acids)
Molecular function (GO): protein binding
Source: RefSeq, a predicted model, not a curated record
AUAAAACCUAAUCUUAUAACUCAAUGAUCGACGGUCUGUGUUUGGCUGGUCAGUUGAAAAAUGUGGUAAAUCUGUUUGACUCGAUGGUGGAUAAGGGCCUUCAACCGGAUGUUGUCAGUUGCAGUACAUUAAUCGAUGGCUAUUGCAAGAAUCAUAAGGUGGAUGAAGCUAUCCACCUAUUCGAGAAAAUGAAACGAAAUCGAUUGAAACCCACAACAGUCACUUACACUGUUCUAGUAAGGGGACUAUACAGAGAUGGAAAAAUGAAGACUGCACAAAGGUUUCUUAAUGAGAUGCAAUCUUUUGGUCAAUCGCCAGAUGAACUGACAUACACUACCAUCUUGGAUGGUCUCUGCAAGAACGGAAAAUUGGAGGAGGCAAUAGAAUUGUUUGAAUUCAUGGAGGGUGCAGGAAUCUCAGCUAAUAAUUACAGGUACAGCAUUCUUAUUCAUGGUUUGUAUCAGGUUAGUCGGUUGGAAGAUGCAAGAAAAUUGUUUAAUGAGAUUCCAGACAAAGGAUUUGUUCCUAAUGUAGUAACAUAUAGCUCAAUGAUCAACGGCCUCUGUCGUAACAAGAUGGUAUUGGAGGCUGAAAAACUAAUCAUGGAAAUGGAACAGAAGGGUUGUUUACCAGAUGCCCGAGCAUAUGAUACUAUCAUUCAGGCUUUAUUUAUAGCAAAGGAGACUGACAAGGCAAUGAAUUUUCUUUGCAAGAUGCGCGAAAAAGAAUUUGUACCGAAUGAUUCUGUAAUAUCCUUUUUGAUGUACACUCUCUCAGCAGAUGAGCUAAAAAAUCUAUAG